CUCAUCUAGGCUUCUCAGGCAAGAAGCACCAUGAAGGCCAUCGUCAGCAUUGCUGUCGCUCUGACGCUUGUCGCCCAGUGCGGCUUCGCCCAAUGCGGUCCUUGUACAGUCCCUUUUAUAUGUCCACUAAAAACAGAAAAGGACAGCCCACCUGUUAUUACUUUUCCUCUGGAGACGUUGUCAUCCCGGCAGCGGCACUGGCCCAAUCCGCCCAGUCCAUUUCCAGAGCCGGGGCCCAAUCCAUUGCCCAAUCCAUUGCCCCUAUCAUGGCCAUUUCCUGGACCUUGGCUUCGGCCUGAGCCAAUCCAGUACACUGUACAAGGUUCGUAGAGCUUUAACCAUAAUAUGAAUCUUGUGUCAAACAAUUUUU
Molecule: messenger RNA, 370 nt
Organism: Rhipicephalus microplus (southern cattle tick)
Lineage: Eukaryota; Metazoa; Arthropoda; Arachnida; Ixodida; Ixodidae
Source: RefSeq, a predicted model, not a curated record